GGCUUUCUGAAGCCGGAAAAGGCUUCAAUACUUUGGCUAAUCGUCGAGUUUCAGUUUGAUAUUGAUACAAGUUUUCUGUACGCAUGAUUGCGACAAGAACUGAUGUAUAGUUUUUGAGAUUAUGUACAUGAUCGUCUGGAUAUGUUGCUAGCGUUUAGACGAAUAUUAAGAUUGUCGUUUGCCUAUUCUUGACGAUUUGCAGAAGUUUUUUGAAGUACGUGCCUCAUCAUCCACUUGUGUACUCGAUUGAAUCAGAUGCAAUUUAUGUAUACGUUUGCUACUCUAUCGUGCAUAUGAUUUUUAUGUUGCUACAGCUGGGGAUUGGCUUCAGGGACCUUAUGUGUAUUAUCUUUACAGCACUUAUGGUUUUGGUAAACGAGAUAUUGGUCAGCUUUUCAUUGCUGGUUUCGGCUCCUCUAUGUUGUUUGGAACCAUUGUUGGCUCUCUUGCUGACAAACAUGGUCGGAAGAGGGCAUGUGUUACGUACUGCAUUGUUUACAUUCUUAGCUGCAUCACCAAGCACUCUCCACAGUACAGAGUUUUAAUGGUCGGUCGUAUCUUGGGUGGUAUUGCUACUUCUCUCUUGAAUUCUGCCUUCGAAUCUUGGCUCAUUGCUGAGCACAACAAGAGGAACUUUGACCAACAGUGGCUGCCACUGACAAUUUCUAAGGCUGUUUUCUUUGGGAAUGGUCUGGUGAAACAGAAGUUCAUUCUUGAAGUUGAAGUCUUUGAUUGCUGGGGUAUCGAUUUUAUGGGACCUUUCCUGUCUUCAUAUGGAAACAAAUAUAUUCUAGUCGCUGUAGACUACGUAUCCAAAUGGGUCGAAGCAAUAGCUUACCCUACAAAUGACGCAUUUGUGGUUAUUAAACUCUCCAAGAGUAUAAUCUUUCCAAGAUUUGGAGUUCCAAGAGUAGUCAUUAGUGACGGUGGAACUCAUUUCAUUAACAAAAUCUUUGAUAGAUUGCUUAAAAAGAAUGGUGUUCAUCAUUAACUACACCUUACCACCCACAAACUAGUGGACAAGUAGAAGUCUCUAACCGGCAAAUUAAGGAAAUCUUAGAAAAAACCGUAGGAACCUCCAGAAAAGAUUGGUCUAGGAAACUAGAUAAUGCACUUUGGGCCUACAUGACCGCCUACAAAACGCCGUUGGGAACAACACCAUUCCACCUCCUUUAUGGCAAAUCAUAUCAUCUACCAGUCGAACUGGAACAUAAAGCAGCUUGGGCUACCAAACUUUUGAACUUUGAUAUCAAACCAGCUGCAGAAAGGAGACUCAUCCAGCUUAACGAGCUUGAUGAAAUCAGAAAUUUAGCUUUCGAAAAUUCUAAAAUCUAUAAAGAAAGGACUAAAGUUUAUCACGAUAGAAAGAUCAUAUCCCGGCACUUCGAGCCAGAUGAUCAAGUCCUCCUUUAAAACUCUAGAUUGACUUUAUUUCCUGGAAAGCUAAAAUCCUGUUGGUCUGGACCCUUCACCGUAACGAACGUUCAACCCUCCGGAGCUAUAACCUUACAAAAUGAGAAAGGCCAGGAAUUUACGGUGAAUGGCCAACGAGUUAAGCAUUAUUGGGCAAAAGCACCAGCGAAAGUGCCCAUGGUGCUGUAUGAACCUGAUAAUUAGUUUAAUCAGGAAGUCGAGCUAAAGACUUAAAAAUUAAGCGCUGAAUGGGAGGCAACCCAUUUUUAUAAAAAAUCAUUAAUUAAAAUUAAUUAAUUAUAUUUACUAGUAAUUAAUAGUAAUUUCCGUAUUUCUUAAUAUUAGCAUUAUUUAGAAAAUUUAGAAUUUGUCUUUAAAGAGGACAUCGAUCGACGAGGCAUUACUGCCAUCGAUCGAUGCCGGCAUAUCGACGGUUUUAACAUUAACUUCAAUCGAUAUCAACCCACUUCCUCUUCCACACUCACAAACGAAACCGAAAACAAAAACACCCAUUUUCUCUCUCGAUUCUCGACGGAUUUGGUCCGUUCUUCGCCUAAAUCCACUCGAUUUUUCACUCUGUAACUGUUAAAUCCACUCCCGAAAUCAACAUUCAAGGUAUGCACUCAAAAUUUUCAAUUUUUUGAAAAAUUAGGGUUUUCAUUUUGAGUUGGAUUAGAACGCUUGAUUUAGUGUGAUUGAGAGAUGUUUUUGUAGUUCAUAUUGCUUAUCUAGAGUUCGGUUUGUGAUUUCCAUGCAUUUAGAUUCGUAUAAACGCGAUUUGGAGUUGAGUGAUUUUGCAGGUUUCGCGAUUCGACAUCGGUCGAUAUGAACUUAUUCGCAGCUACUGAUGCUCUCUUGUCCGAUUGUUCCGACACGACGAUAUCGAUCGAUGUUGAGUAUAACCCAUCGAUCGAUAUUACAUUUUAUCGACAAUGCUAACCUUCUUUUGUUCUUGGUUUCAGAUGAGCAGCUCAGAGACAAACGCACGAAACAGAGAACUCAGGUCGAAAAGGAGGUUCGACGAGACUAGCAGCUCCUCCAACCCAGAGCGUCAUCCAUGGCCUCGCCCCAAAAACACACCAUUCGAUGUUCCGGGCUAUGCUGAUCCUAAGGCAGCAAUCAACAGCAACGAGUGCCGUCAGCGUCCUCUGUCCGAUAACUGGGACGACUACGACAGCCUCUUCUACAAUGCCUGGCUAGGAAUCUCUAUCGAGCCCACCAAGUUCCUUGACCGACCCAUCCUGAAGACACUCGGGAUCGAGGGAGAUGUUAAGGACAUGAUCACACAGCUAGGACUCGGUACCAUGCCCUCUCGUGCUUACGACCUCUACCCCGAUCUCGUCCGCCAGUUCAUGGCCACUGUCGAGGUCACCUACAGGACUUCAGCUGCGAGGGUAGCGGGAGAUGGCACUUUGACCUUUUUCGCCACAGGGACACGCUACAGGAUCACUAUCUCCAAGCUCUGCCGCAUCUACGGUUUCGAUGAUAGCAUCGCCUCUUACACGGUCCCACCUUUCUCACACAUUGAGGAAUUCUAGGAAAUCGUCGGCACUGGAGUUUGGAACACGAACAGGGCCAUGCUAUCAGACAUCCGCCAUCCUGCACUUCGCUACUUCCUACGGCUCCUUGCAAACACACUUGUUUGCAAGAUGGAGCCCAACAAGGUCAGGAUACAGGAGCUCACACUACUUUUCUGCGCAGUGAACGGCGUGGUGGAUUUGGUUGAGUUGGACGAGGAUGGCGAGGUAAGCCCGCCGAACCUCGGAGCUGUCUUUGCCGCGCAUUUGGUGGAGCUGAAGAAGAAGCCCUUCACCAGCAAGGGCAAGAGCAAGAACAAGCCCUCCCAUUUCUAUCUCUUCUCCUCUUAUUAUGAACUUGUUUAUUUAUUUUCCGAACUUGUAGGAUUUAUGUUUUUAAACUUAUAUUUUAUGUUUGAGGAUGCUUAUUAUUUCUUAUGCUUGAUUGUCUAACAGAGCUAACAUUAGGCAAGGAACUUCGAGUUUGACUCCAAGCACAUGUGAAAAUGUCUGUGCUUCGCCAUCGAUCGAUUUGGAGAGGAUUACAUCGAUCGAUUCUGGGCGAGUAACAUCGAUCGAUAUGGCGAGGAUUACAUCGAUCAGUGUGUAGUACGGAUAGGUACUUCAUUCUUACUCUAACAUUCUCAAACAUCUAACUUGAUUUUAAUCUUCCCUUGGACACUUUGCACCGAGUCGGUGCAAGUUAAGUCUAGGGGAGGUAGUUACUAACACCAUUUUCUUCAGUUUUUGUCAAAAAUCUUUUUAAAAAUAAUUUUAUUGAGUCAAGAAGGGGAUUAUGAACUAAUGAUUUCUACUUGAAUGUCUAACCACUUUCUAGCACCAUUCUAGAUUUACUGACUGCAGAUAAUACUAUAGAUGCUAAAGUGGAUCAACCAGUCAACUAUACACACUUGCUAGCUUGUUAGAAAGAACCAAAGCUAACCUCCAACACUAAC
This is a messenger RNA of Brassica rapa (field mustard), 3886 nucleotides long. RefSeq lists its product as uncharacterized. Lineage: Eukaryota; Viridiplantae; Streptophyta; Magnoliopsida; Brassicales; Brassicaceae. The record is from RefSeq and is a predicted model, not a curated record.